Rhinolophus ferrumequinum (greater horseshoe bat) is the source of this 1183-nucleotide messenger RNA. RefSeq names its product SH3 and SYLF domain containing 1 (gene SH3YL1). Gene Ontology annotation, cellular component: ruffle membrane. Bases 116 to 1144 code for a protein of 342 amino acids. Gene Ontology annotation, molecular function: phosphatidylinositol binding; protein binding. Lineage: Eukaryota; Metazoa; Chordata; Mammalia; Chiroptera; Rhinolophidae. The record is from RefSeq and is a predicted model, not a curated record. The transcript is spliced from 10 exons.
UCGCUAGGGCGGGUCCCUGCCCUGGGAGGCGGAGCCCGGCCGAGUGCGCCCUUCCUCUUCCUGGGUUGGUGUCGCAGGUGGAGGGGCGCGGGAGCGGGCCAGGACCGGGGUCACAAUGAAUAACCCUAUACCUUCCAAUUUGAAAUCAGAAGCAAAAAAGGCUGCUAAAAUUCUAAGAGAAUUCACAGAAAUAACUUCCAGAAAUGGACCUGAUAAGAUCAUUCCUGCUCACGUGAUUGCUAAAGCGAAGGGCCUCGCAGUUCUGUCUGUGAUAAAAGCUGGAUUUCUGGUAACUGCUAGAGGAGGCAGUGGGGUUGUAUUGGCACGUCUUCCAGAUGGAAAAUGGUCUGCGCCUUCAGCCAUUGGUAUAGCCGGGCUUGGUGGAGGGCUUGAGAUAGGAAUCGAGGUAUCAGAUUUGGUAAUUAUUCUGAAUUAUGACAGAGCAGUAGAAGCUUUUGCAAAAGGUGGUAACCUAACACUUGGAGGGAAUUUUACUGUGGCAGUCGGGCCCUUGGGAAGGAAUUUGGAAGGGAAUGUCGCCUUAAGAAGCUCUGCCGCUGUCUUUACUUACUGCAAAUCCAGAGGACUCUUUGCUGGCAUAAGUUUAGAAGGUAGCUGUUUGAUUGAAAGGAAAGAAACUAAUCGAAAAUUUUAUUGUCAAGAUAUUCGAGCUUAUGACAUUUUAUUUGGAGAUAUACCACGGCCUGCUCAAGCAGAAGAUCUUUAUGAAAUUCUUGAUUCCUUUACUGAAAAGUAUGAAAAUGAAGGCCAACGGAACAACGUGAGAAGAGCGGCGAGGGAGCAGAGGAAGGCUUCGGCUAAAGAACUGCCUCCCAAACCACUGUCAAGGCCCCAGCAGUCAUCUGCACAAGUCCGUCUGAACACCAGCUCACAAAGUAACAGAAACGAAUGCAGGCUCUACCCUGAACUUUCCGGCUAUCACGAGAGAGUUGGCGACUUGAAACAACCCAUUGAAGUGACGGCACUGUAUUCUUUUGAAGGACAACAGCCUGGGGAUUUGAGUUUUCAAACUGGAGACAGAAUCACAGUGAUAUCAAAGACAGAUUCUCAUUUUGACUGGUGGGAAGGAAAGCUUCGAGGUCAAACGGGUAUUUUCCCGGCCAACUAUGUUACCAUGAAUUAAAAUUUGUAUUAUUUUCUGCUUUGAAAAUUAAAAAAAAAA